AUGGUCAAGAAACGAGCGAACAACGGCCGCAACAAGUCUGGUCGCGGCCACGUCAAGCCGAUCAGAUGUUCCAACUGCUCUCGAUGCACACCCAAGGACAAGGCCAUCAAGAGAAUCACCAUCCGCAACAUGGUUGAGUCGGCAGCCAUCCGUGAUAUUUCCGACGCUUCAGUGUUCGCCGACUACGCCGUCCCCAAAAUGUAUCUGAAGCUCCAGUACUGCGUCUCGUGCGCCAUCCACGGCAAGAUUGUGCGUGUCCGAUCGCGAGAAGGCCGCCGAAACCGAGCCCCGCCCCCGAGAAUCCGAUACAACAAGGACGGCAAGAAGGUUAACCCCCAGGUUGCUGCCAAGACGUUGUAA
Messenger RNA from Capronia epimyces CBS 606.96, 360 nucleotides. RefSeq names its product 40S ribosomal protein S26E. The transcript is spliced from 2 exons. The coding region runs from base 1 to 360 and encodes 119 amino acids. Gene Ontology annotation, cellular component: cytosolic small ribosomal subunit; ribosome. Gene Ontology annotation, molecular function: mRNA binding; structural constituent of ribosome. Gene Ontology annotation, biological process: translation. Lineage: Eukaryota; Fungi; Ascomycota; Eurotiomycetes; Chaetothyriales; Herpotrichiellaceae. The record is from RefSeq and is a predicted model, not a curated record.